Coniophora puteana RWD-64-598 SS2 is the source of this 1830-nucleotide messenger RNA. RefSeq names its product cytochrome P450. NCBI's taxonomy places the organism in Eukaryota, Fungi, Basidiomycota, Agaricomycetes, Boletales, Coniophoraceae. The coding region runs from base 19 to 1698 and encodes 559 amino acids. The record is from RefSeq and is a predicted model, not a curated record. The transcript has 12 exons. Gene Ontology annotation, molecular function: iron ion binding; monooxygenase activity; oxidoreductase activity, acting on paired donors, with incorporation or reduction of molecular oxygen.
GCCUUCAUCUUGUUUUCCAUGGCCAACGUAACAGAAACUAUCGUAUCUUCCCUUUCUCCCUACAUCAGGCCCGAAACCAUCACCGCCCUCCUUCACACAAAGCCCACAGACGCCGCCCUCGCAGCGCUCAGUGUCUUCAUCCUCCUUCGUCUCGCCCGCGCCGCGAAACGCCGCUUCACGGCGACCAAGCUGCGUGGCCCUCCUAGUGAGAACUGGUUCUUCGGUGUGGGUGAUGAGGUCCUGCGCGCCCCGGAUUCGAGCGCGCUCUACGAGGAGUGGGAGCAGGCGUAUGGUUCUGUGUACCAAAUCCCAUCCACACUGGGCACGCACCGUGUCGUCUUGUGCGAUCCGCGAGCGAUCUCGCAUUUCUAUGCGAAGGACACAACAACGUAUGUGAGGACGCCGGGAGCUUUGUUCAUGAUUGAGGAAUUGGCCGGACGAAAUCUGCUGUGGGCCCAAGGAGACGCACACAAGAGACAAAGGAAGGCUUUGACACCCGCCUUUAGCAACUCAGCGAUCCGCAAAUUGACAUCAGUAUUCACUGACUCGGGCUACAAGUGUGUGGAUGCGUGGAACAGCAUCAUAGAAAACAGCUCCGAAAACAAUGGCGCAGUCAUAGAGGUGCAAGGCUGGAUGAGCAAUGUCUCACUAGAUACAAUCGGCAUCGCUGGCUUCGCCCAUGACUUCGGGACUCUGCUUGGGAAACACUCGAGCGUCUCGGAGGGGUUCGACCGGAUGAACGUCGAAUCGCCGCCCCGCAACUACCGAUUUCUGUUGUCCCUCGUAAUCCCAUGGAUCGUGAAGUUUCCGAGUAAGCGCCGGGGCAUGGUUAAGAAGCUGAACUCGACGAUGGGUGAAGGCGCUGUGCCGGUGUUGCAGCGCACGAGGGAAGAGAAGGCUGCGGGAGCGAAAGGAGGAAGUGAGAGGUCGAUUAUUGAGCUGCUGAUCAAGUCAGAGGAUGAUAGCGCCGAGCUGCAUAUGUCCUCGCAAGAGGUCUUGGAUCAGAUGAAGUUGCUUAUAUUCGCUGGCUACGAGACAACAUCCAUCGCUCUCACUUGGGCCUUGAUCGAGUUGUCAAAGAACCAAAGUACUCAAACAAAGCUCCGAGAAGAACUAUCCCAGUUCACAAACUCCGACCCGACAUACGACCAGCUAACCAACUCGCUUCCCUACCUUGACGCCGUCGCACUCGAAGUGCUGCGCCUUCAUGGGCCCGUGUUCGAGACGACGCGAAUGGCUGGAGAAGACGAUAUCAUCCCCCUCUCCCAGCCUGUUACCGACGCCUCGGGCAAACUCGUCGACCACGUCACCGUCACCAAGGGCACGCUCGUCACAGUGCCCAUCACAUACGCGAACCGGUCCGUCAAGUUCUGGGGACCGAGGUCGCGCGAGUUUGUCCCUGAGCGGUGGCUCGACGGGUACGACAGCCAUGGGAACUUGGCCAAGGGCGCGUCGAAAGAUCUGUCAGGACACAGGCACCUGCUGACGUUCGCGGAUGGGUCGAGGAUGUGCUUGGGCAAGGCGUUUGCUGUUGCUGAGUUCAAGGCGGUCCUGUCUGUCCUGGUCAGAAACUUUGCAUUUGAACUCAGGGAUGGGCCGGACACCAAGUUCGAGAGCCAGAGGACUUUCUUACCCCGGCCUCGCGUUGCUGGCGAGAAGGGAGUGAAUGUCCCUCUACGCGUGAGACGUCUUGACUAGAAUCAGACAUUAGGUCUUUCAGUGUCCUUAUGGAUUAUCGCCCUUCAUUACUCAAGUUGCUAGUUUCUCGCUUUCGUUAUUUCCUAUUGUACAUCGGACAUCAAUUUAACUCAUACCUUGAUUACUUAAAAC